Molecule: messenger RNA, 3003 nt
Organism: Osmerus eperlanus (European smelt)
Lineage: Eukaryota; Metazoa; Chordata; Actinopteri; Osmeriformes; Osmeridae
Gene: kif20a
Product: kinesin family member 20A
Exons: 19
Coding region: 168-2891 (907 amino acids)
Biological process (GO): microtubule-based movement
Cellular component (GO): nucleus; microtubule; kinesin complex
Molecular function (GO): ATP binding; ATP hydrolysis activity; microtubule motor activity
Source: RefSeq, a predicted model, not a curated record
GGGUAUGUAAAGCGCGGUGUUUGAAUUGUAAGAAAACCGUGUGUGUAAGUAGUUAGCAAACGUAGAGAUACAAAGCAAGGAGUAUUGAUACAAAGUCGUGUUUAGCUAGCUUGUGAUUCCAGCAGGGUUUCCACGACGAUCACAAACUCGGAACAAGAUCGUUGGCUAUGGCGUAUUUGGCGUCUCCAAGUGGACCCUUUUCUGAUGACGAAGACAUGCCCGUCCUCGAGUCUACGGCAGCAGACAUGGGGGGACUUGCAGGUCCGCUAUUCAAGGGGAUCACUCCACCGGAGCUAUCCAUCAUUUCCCCCGGGCUGGAACCUCGAGAGAAACCAGUCGUGAAGACUGGAGGGCCUAGACAAGGAAACAGUGAGGAGAAAGUCAAUGUUUAUCUGCGCGUCCGGCCACUGACUGACGGGGAGAAGGAAAGGGAGGAGGACCAGGGUUGCGUACACGUUCAAAGCGGCGACACGGUGAUCCUCAAAGCCCCCAAGGACUCUCAGAACAUGAAGAGCGCAGAAAGGGGAAUCACCCAGAGCAUCCACAAGUUCACCUUCACACAGAUUUCUGGGCCAGAGACAAGCCAGCAGGACUUCUACGACAGCACCAUGAAGGAGAUGGUGAGGGAUGUUCUGCACGGAGAGAACCGACUUCUCUUCACCUACGGAGUCACUAACUCUGGGAAGACCUACACCAUCCAGGGGGUGGGCCGUGAGGCGGGCCUGCUGCCCCGAGCGCUGGUGUCCGUGUUCGGGAAGCUGCGGGGCCGGCUGUACGGGCCGAUGGACCUGAAGCCCGUCCUCUCCCAGGACGUGAGGCAGCUGGCCCCGGGGGAGGUGCGGGUCGAGGAGCGCCGCAAGGACUCCCUGCUGAGAGAGGAGGAGUGUUCCCGCAUGAGGGGCGGCGGCGGGGGGAACAGCUCCACGUGGGACAGCGGUGUCGGAGGUCUGUCCACGGCCAGCCACAUCGCCUCCCAGAUGGAAGAGGCCGACAGCGUGUGCCUGGACCCGGACAGCCUGUCUCACAGCGGCGGCGAGGACCUGGAGCAGGACGCGCUCUUCUCCGUCUGGGUGUCCUUCUACGAGAUCUACAACGAGUUCCUGUACGACCUCCUGGAGGCCCCGCCCUCCCAGCAGCUCAGGAAGAGGGCCACCCUGCGCCUCAGCGACGACAAGCACGGCAACCCCUACGUCAAGGAUCUAACCUGGAUCCAGGUGAGUAGUGCUGAUGAGGCCUGGAGGGUCCUGGGUGCCGGACGCAAAAACCAGAGCUUUGCCAGCACCCAUCUGAACCACAACUCCAGCCGCAGCCACAGCAUCUUCUCCGUCCGCCUGCUGCACGUCCUUCCGGAGGGCGGCCGGGGCCAGGCCACACGGAUCAGCGAGCUGUCGGUGUGUGACCUGGCGGGCUCGGAGCGCUGUAAGGAGCAGCGCAACGGCGAGCGCAUGAAGGAGGCCAACAACAUCAACACCUCCCUGCACACGCUGGGGCGCUGCAUCGCCGCUCUCCGUCACAACCAGCUACACAGCAGGAUGCGAGCCCCUCAGGUGGUCCCCUUCAGGGACAGCAAGCUGACCCGGGUCCUGCAGGGCUUCUUCUGCGGCCGCGGGCGCUCCAGCAUGGUGGUCAACAUCAACCCGUGCGCCUCCACCUACGACGAGACCUUGCAGGCCCUCAAGUUCUCGGCCAUCGCCACGCAGCUGGUCCACGGGCCGUCCACCAAGACGCGCGUGGCCUACAUCCUGUCUCUGCUGCGCCAGGCGGCGCCCAGCGACAGCACGCUGCUGGAGGAGGAGGAGGAGGAGAGCGACCAGGAGGAGGGCGACAUCACCAUGUUCGAUUCCGAGGCUCUCCUGCGGGCCAUAGACGUUCUGAAGGGGGAGGUGCAGCGCCAGCGGGAGGAGAAGGAGGCCCUGGAGGCCAGCGUCAGGGAGCAUGUGGUCUCCGAGAUGAUGGAGGUCAUCACCCGCAUGGAGAACGACUUCAGCGAGACCCUGGAGACAGAGAGAGCGCUGAUGGAGGAGCGGUUCGAGGACAAGAUCAACAACCUGAAGAAGAACUUGAGAAAGUACUACAGCCAGGAGCUGGAGGAGCGAGACGAAAUCAUCAAGUCUCUGAACGCCGCCCUGCCGGAGGACAGGCACGGCUCCCAGUUUCACCAGCCGGCCCCCGCCCUCCCGCUGUUCCCCCCCCUGGGGUUGGAGGGCGACGGCGAGGGGCCUCGCCGCUCCCAGCGCCUGGCCGUCACCGUGGAGACGCGGCGGGCCAACACAGAGCUGGAUGAGUGUCGGAAGGAGCUGCUGACUAAAACUCAGGAACUGCGACAGCUCAAGGCGCAGCUCACCCUGCCCGGAACCCCAGGAACCCUCACCCACGCCGCCGACCGCAAACUGGAGGAGGGGCAGCGGAACCUAAGGCAGCUGCGUGCCGACCUGCAGAGGCUGGGCCAGGACCUGCAGUCUGGAGAGCGAGCCUGCUGCCGCAACACCGAUGGGGAGAGACUGCGUCAGACGCUGGCCAGCGCAGACGACACACUCGCCAAACAGGACCAGGCCCUAGUGGAGCUCCAGAACGGCCUGCUGCUGGUGAAGGCCGAGCUGCGGCGGACGGCCGAGAGCCUGGCCCAGCUGCAGCUCCAGCAGCCCCCCUCCUCCGCCGCCCCCUCCCCGACGGCCGCCCCCGGCUCCUGCAAGAGGAGGGGCUGCGCGGCGGCCAAUGGCGAGAACCAGCCCCCCACGGAGAAACGCACCUUCUUCCGGUCGGUGUUCCCCGCUCGCACGCCGGCGCGCAAGGGGGGCCGCGACAACGCGGCCACGCCCUACGCUCAGGUGCUGCGCUCGCGGCAGGCCACCCCGCCUCCAAGCCCCCAGCUGUCCUACCGCAAGUACUGAGUCGAAGCCGGAAAACCGAGGAUAUCUCAACCCUGCCUGACUACUAUCAUGCUCAAGUUAACCAAAAUAGCCAGUGUACAGUAUAUUAUUUUGCUUUUAAUAGCAAUAUAGC